UCUGUUCUGUAUUUGAAUUAUUCGAGCGCGGGCAUUGCGCGCGUAAGCACGGUACGCAUGCGCGGAUAAUUUUUUAAUUUUUACUUUUAAUUUCAACGUGCGGCUAGUUUCGAAUAUCGAAUGUUGCGUGUGUGUUUAUAUAAGGAUUGUUAUUGUGGAAAGUGCGAGUUUUUGAUUAAAAAUGCUUAAAUGGGCGGUUUACAAAAAGAACCAAGACGUGAAAAGCGACGCCGAAUCAGAAGAAAAAGAAUACGAUGAACCUUACAAUAAUAAAGCCAGACGUUCUCUCGACGCCCAGUCCAUCAAGAAAAGCAAAAAACCCAGCCGAUACCAGAGGCGAUCGCUAGGACCUUCCGCAGUUAGGAAAAACAUCAAAACUGUCGACAAAGAAAAUCUCAAUUAUAUAGGAAAUACCCCUAACUAUUUCAAAGAAGGCUUUGUCAAGAAAACAGAAAUACUAGCUCUAAAAGACGUCAGCAACAUAACCCCGACCAAUGGAACACCAGUCAAAAAUUUCGAAAGAAGACGUUACUAUGUGAACGGCUCUAAAGAUGACAUCCCACCCAAUUUACCUCCCACUCCUCCUACAUACAGUAGGAGAGUAAGAGAAGCGAAAAAGAGGAAAUUAGAGAUGUCCCAAGAAAACUUCAGAAGAGACAGUAGCGUGUACAAAUCAGAAAGGAGGAUCAGAGCUAUUGACAGAAGCCUACUAAGUUCAGGAUUAUCCCAGAGCUGCUCAGAACCUUCUCUUAACGAACUUUCUGAUAGACUUAGUUUGACAAGUAGUAGGUUUUCCUUCGCAGCCAAUAAACUGCCGAAAAACAGUGGACCUAUCAGUACAACGAAAGCUGCCAGUGAAGGUAUAGUUGAAAUCGUAUACGAUGAAGAUUUAAUCCUCAACUGUGUAGAAAAACCUAUCGAAAAUAAGGUUAUAGAAAAAACAACGCUACCGAUUUUCGGUCAUCACAUAUUCACAGAUAAUCCUCUUUAUUUUAACAAAAACGAUAAUGGCUUUAGUAAUAUUAUACCUUUGAAACGCACGAGAAAGAAAUCAAACGAAUUCGAAAGCUCCUUCAAAUCGCCAUGUGUGGAUAAAAGAGACACGCAUACACUCAUAAGAGAUGCAUGCUCACCUGUCUCAGUUACUCCUUUGUCAAUGAAAUUAGCCGCUUUAAGGUUUAGCGCGUUAAGCACCCAUAGCAAGUCAAAAAGGGUUCCUUUUACAAAUGACGAUACGGAGUAUUUUCCUAAAGUAGAAAAUCCGUUCCCUAUUGCACUAAAAGACGAAGAGAGCGCAACUGAAAUGGAAUAUAAAUUUUUAUUAGGCAAAGAAUCUAUAACAAAUAACACAGAGUCGACUGUAUCUACAACGCAAAUGGGAGACGUGACUCUAGAAAGAAUGAUCGAAGAUAUUAUAAAGAGUACUAAAAUUAUUAAAUCUAAGAGAAGAGUAUUAAAUAAAGAUAUACAAGUAUCUAUCGAAGAAGAGAUUCCACCAUUAGAGUGCGUAAAAGACCUAUUCGUGAAUCCUCAAGCUGAAAACAAGGCUAAUUUAAUAAAAGAGGCAAGAUACGUGAAUCUGUCACGGGAAAACUCAGUGUCACCAAAAAGUACACCCACUAAGAAAAUAAUGCCCAUACAUAGGGUAAACGAGAAACUACUCAAAAACCUUCCUAUUGGGUGCUUCAUUCUUGAUGAUGGUGAUGGUUACAAUGAAAGAGAAGUAUGUACACCAGACAACGCUAUAGAAUCUAAGUCAAGGAUACGGACUAGUGAACAUUUUAGCAGAACGCUAUGCAGGUCACAAUCCAUGAACGCAGCAUCACUAGAUACUGCAAAAUUACAUCGAACAAAUUCUGAAUCAACGCCAGAUAUAUCCAGAGAAAGUUCGAAGCUGAGAUUAAAGAGGCAAAGGUGCAUUCGUAGAAAAAAAUCAACAGUCAGUAACGACAGCCAAUGGAAACCAAAGGAUUCUAGAUCAGUGUUAACACAUUUAGACAUACCUAGUCCAGCGCUAGAUCUUCACAGCGUAUCUACAGAAUCCUUUAGCUUAGACUUUGCACCUAAUAAAUCAAUAAGGUCCAACGUAUCGCAUAGUAGUCUAAAAUCUACAGUUGAGCCUAGAAGAUCACAAGAAAUGUUCGGACUUACGCUUGAAAAUGGAAUACCAAGUCCAAUCACUCCAGUACCUAAUUUAAAACGGCCAAGCAAUGUUUUAAGUGAAGAAAGGGCACAUAAAACUAGUAAACUAGAUGAGCCGCUUGACGCGUUCACUCCAGUCAUAGAACACAAGUCUUCUAGGAGAUGUUUAACGUAUUCUCCUGAAGAGGGCAGUAUAAACAGCAGUGAAGAAAAGAGAAGGAGUGUGGCCAGCAAUCCCAUGGAGAGUAGUAGUCAAAGGUUGAACGCGCCUAAAGGGACAAUUGAUUUGGAAAUUAUUACAAAGGAUGACGUUAUUGACGUCCACGUUAUUCGUUGCCGAGACCUCCGCAGAGCGUGCGGGAGCACUGAACACAUAAAUGCAUAUGCAAAGGUGGUCAUCGGGGGAGCUUCAGAGAGCCAAUCCGUCCCAUCGCAGAGGUCAAUUUUCCAACGAACGUCGGUACUAUAUGGAAAAAGAGAGCCCGAAUUCCAGAGGCACUUAAAACUGCCCCUUCCUUCCUCGGUCUACGACAAUCAGAUGCUUCACGUCUCCGUGUGGCAUAGAGACAAGAAAUAUCGCCGGAGCGAGUUCCUAGGAUGUGUCUCGUUCCCGCUAAAAGAUGCUGCUAAGGCCGACGUGUCCGGGUCCUUCUACCUGCAGCGGCCGGCGCCCGCGCCUCCGUGCGCUAGAGAACUGAGCAAAAUGGCGACCGACAACAUUGAUACCAGCACUGAAGAGAAGGAGAAUUGCAAUGAUAAAGGAGCCCUUAACGGCCCGUCCGGGCAGACGGCGGUGGCGGCCGCCCUCCAGCGCGAGGCAGACGAGCACCUGUUCCUCAGAUACUUGGAGCUGGACCCUCCGGAGGAUGCUGCCGCGCCGAGAAGGGCCCAGAGGAACGGCAGGACUCCCUUCACCACAUCUAGGAAACUGACCCGCGGUACAAACGGCGGCUUCGGCUUCACCGUGGUGUGGACGCGACCGCCGCGCGUCGAGCGCGUUGCCGCCGGCGGCUCAGCAGAACGCGCUGGUCUGCGAGCGGGAGAUUACAUCGUGUUCGUCGGAAAUAAGAACGUUGUCACGUCGAGUGAAGACGAGGUUCGGGGGCUGGUCAAAUCGGCCGGACAGACUCUCCAACUCGAAACCUUCCGAAGAGUUCCCCAGAACGGCGUAGGGGCGCGACCUCGCUUAGCACAAGUGACGAUCCCGUUCCCGGAGUCCACGCCCCCGCCCGCCCCGCGCUCCCCCCGUGUCGCCCCCGCGUCGCCCGCGCCUGUCGCCCGACCACCGACCGCCUGCUCGUCUACCAGUCAGAGUCUAGACCGACGCAAACUACAGCUACCGCAAGUCACGUUCUCGAAAGAGGCCCUCUACCCCCAGGCCCCCACGGCAGACAGCAGGAAACGCGCCCUCCUAGCUGUGGUGGCCCGUGAACAGCAUUAUGCCACAUGUCUUCAAUUCGGCUUGGUUCGCUUCGUGUCACCUUUGGCUGAGAGAGCGGACCUCAUAGCACCAAACGACCAUCAGUUGUUAUUUCAAAAUAUAGAAGAGAUUCUAAGGCUUUCCGAGGACAUCCUAGACCAAGUGGUUCAGGAUGACGGCGAGAUCCAAACGUCGACGGUGGUGGCGGUCUACCUGCAGAAGGCGCCUGUGUUCCUUAGCCUGUACAAAAAGUACUGCCUUGGGUUGAAGCGGGCGGACUGUGUACUUGUAAAAAAAUCAAAAGACCCCAGCGGCGCCUUCUCGCGCUUCUGCACCAGCCCCCCGAUCCCCCGCCGGAGGCCCGACAUCACCUCCCUGGUCCACAAGCCACUGGAGCAGUUCCGAGAGCUGCUGAGGUUGAUGAGGGCGGCUGCCGCGUCGGCGGGAGCGGGGCCGUACGAUCAGCUUGAGAAAAAACAGUUGCAAGUCAUUGUGGACCAGCUGCAGAGUGCCUACCAAGAUGUAACAGCGGGCUCAGGGCUCAUGGGAUUGGCUGGCGAUGGCAAGCCAUUGCUCUCCGUUGCCGAUCUUGAGAGCAGACUCGUCUUCACUAGGUGUAAGCCCUUCAUCUUAAGCACAACCGGCCGGCAAUGGAUCUUUGGUGGCGAGCUAUCCAGGGUGGAAGGGCGCGCCGUCCGUCCGUACUGGGCCUUACUGUUCAGCGACCUUCUACUCUUCGCCACUGUCUCCAGAGACCGGGUUCUUUUCGUCACGGAGGAACCGGUGCUGCUGGCCACUGUGUCUGAUGCUCAGUUCAAUCUUAGGAAAAAAGCGACAGAAUUCAGGCUGAUCCUCGGAAGAACGGGAGGUGAAAGCCCUCUAGUCUCCUGCGCUCCUCGCACGCCCGGCCGAACCAGGACAGUGGUGCUACGGGCUCCUUCGAUAGACCUCAAGGCGGUGUGGCAGAGUCUCCUUCAACGUCAGAUAUACCGAGCAAACACGAUGUCCGGCACUCCCCUCGGUUCACCGCUGGAUUCGCCGGACCCACAACUCACCUUCUCCCUGGCCACGCUGGACUCGCAGCAGCGCCAGACUCGCCGCAGCUCAGCUGAGACGCAAACUGGUGCCGCGAGCGCCACAGAAGGCGCCCGUAGCUCCCGCAGUCGGGGCUCCACGCUGCACCUUCAGAAGUGGAUGACGCAGCUGCCAGAGGCGGAAGAGUUAGACCCACCUGAGCCUGACAUGGAGAUGUGGAGCGUAGAAGAACUGAGGAAGCGGUCAAAAGAGCUGAACCUUCUAGAAGUGGCCGAGGUGAUCACCAUGAACGGAGACAAGAGUUCACCUAGCGAGAAGAAGGAUGCAGACCGCAGCCCCUCCAAGAGCAGUAACUCUGGGAGUCAAAUCACAGUUCGCACAAGUCCAGUGGUCGUAGACACGAUCCCGGUCUGCCGGCAGUGCCACAAGAAGUGCCUCUCGAAGCCCAACAGCCCCCUCAUAUCCCAGAAGGAGCCUCCGAAGCCCAAGGAGGCACCCUCACCGCAGACCUCGUCGAGUAAAAGCCCAACGUGCAGUGCCAACUGCGGUAACAGAAAGCCGAAAACCUUCUCCAUGCAUUUAGAGCGUAAAGGUGCUAUCAAGAUACGUCCAGAAGAUGCUCCUAAAGCAGCCAUGAGAGUCAUAGACUCUAUAGAGCAAAGUCAAAGAAUGCUCAAAUCUACGUCCUAUGACCUAAAAACUGAAUCCCCCCUACUUAGCAGAAGUAUACACUCAACAAAUAAGAGUCAACUAGAGUUAAGAAAAGAUACUUCUAUUAGAUCCCCUAGUCCCUCCUCUGGCUCUAGGAAUAAUAGUCCUUUAUCCACUAGCCAUACUACUUGUAGCUCGAUGGUGUUCAAUUCUAGCUCUAAUGAUUUAAGAAUGUCUAACUCUAACAUUUCUAACCAAGUCCAAUGCGUUAUAGCUCAAGAGAGAUACCUGAACGAAGUAAAAUGCGUUGAAAGCGUAACAUUGUCAAAGACAAAAAACAACAACGCAAACUAUCCAUCCCCAGCAAGCAUAAGAAAAGAACAAAUAACAAGACAAAAGGCUGAAAAUGUGCUUAAUAAAGUAUUAGGUAUGAACAUUUUAACUAAGAGAGAAAACGUUGGAACAUGUCUAAAAACGUCAUCGGUGUUCUUAGAUGAUGAUUCAGUGCAUGAAGAUGAUGAUUUUAAAAUUGAAAGGGGAUUAAGACGGUCUCCUAGGAUGGGUAUAUCAGCGGUUACGAAAAUGAACGGUGAUAUUAAUAAAAAGACUGAAGAUGUUAACGCUAAUACGUGUAAUGAUGCGUCAGAUGAUGAUUUGGAACUAGGUCCUCUCAUGUUGAUGGGGCUGUCGGCGAUCAAUCCAGCGGCGCAUCUCAUGCGAGUUGAGCCUUUCAAGAAGGCGUCUGUGGCUAGCUUAAACGCUAACUCAAGGCCGGAAAGCCUGGGCUCCAUAAAAUGUGAAUCCCCCGUCAACAUUUCGGUGGUGCCGCCGACGCCUGACUACAAUUCUGUUGAUAAGACUGAUACCCUAAUAGACGAAUCUCCCGAAUCGCCGGACGCACCAGAAGACCUGCCGUACGUGUCACUCAAGAGAUACGGCACGAUGUCGAGUCUGGAACGGUUGCCGUCCGACGAGACGGAUGACGGAAACGUCAGAACAGAGCCGGAGCCGACAAAGGCGUAUAACACGGUGUCAGGAGCGGCAGGAGGCAUAAUGGGCUGGACGGCCAGAGCGGGCUCCUUCGUGGUGGAGAAGAUGAACAUCUUCAGCUACACGGAGAGCGUUCCCAGCACAGCGCUUGCUCACAAGCAGCCAUCUUUCUUAGAAAGAUGCUUGGGCGUCAGCGAGUGGAAGACAGCGGUGGAGGACGGCACGGCGGAGACGGGCGACGGCAGCGGGGCGAGCGGGGAGGAGGCGUGGGGGACGCCCUCGUCUGGUGACCUGUCUGAUAAUCUACCGGACUCCGAGCACGGCACGCUCUCUUCACCCACAAAGUCCUCAUCCUCGUACGCUGGUGACGACGACACGGAGCUGAUGAUGGACGAGCUCCUCAUGGCGCCCACCAUCACUGGCCCCACAACGCUGAGGCCGCUCUUACCCAGGGAUAUUUUUAGGAGAAGACUGGAACCCUUGAUGGAGGAAGAGGGCUCGGACAGUGGAAGUGAAGAUAACAAGCAGACACCCACCAAUUCGGAAGACCAGGGCAGCGCGCGUGGGCUCGCUGCUGACGGCUGCUCCGACGCGCGCCGGCCGCCCUCUGCAUUAGAGUCAGAAGCAGGGGGCGGGUGUGGCGCGCGGGCUGGCGGGGGCCGAGGUGCCGGCGGGGCCGAUCUGAGUCCAGAUCGGACGCCCACCAACGAGGCGCCCUUACCGCUCUUACAAUCUGCUUCAAGAGAGUAUGCGGAGCGUGCCGCUGCUGGACGCCGGGGCUCAGCCAGCUCAGCAAGCACGCCCUCCACUCUCGAGCGCACCGCCAUCCACAAUAUACCACACCAAUCUCCAGUAUCGGAGCGUGCGCCGGACCCUCAACCGGAGGAGCGACUCAGCCCCCGCGCAGAGAUGCGGCUCGCUUUGGACCAGGGGACGGAUGUGCUGGCGCAGCAGGAGGCGAGAAAACAGGCUGGCGGGUCAGACCCCUGGUCGUUUCGCGCGGCAUGUCAGCGGUCGCUGCUCCGUCGGGUGGCGAGCGCGGACGCGGUGACGCUCUGCCGCGCUCAAACCCGCCGCACCGCGCCGCAUACUACUUCGCGCAAUUCUGUAUAUGCCUGGAAAGUUCCAGAAAGCGAGAAACUUUCGGAGAUGGAGCAACUGGCGCGAGUGGAAGCUCAGACGAUGCGUUCGCGGACGCGCUCUCUAUGCCAGAACGGGAAGAUAUUGGGUUUCCUCCGCCGCCGAGCCUCCUCCGAUAGUCCCCGUCGGGAGCCCCUGCUGCUCGGUACUCGCCCGUUCUCCCCCCGACGAUCUACAGUGAGCAACCAUGAUGACUAUUAUAAGAUUUGCUUUGUCAACGGCAAUGUGUGAAUGGGACAGGACGAUACGUCAGUGUCGCACGUCCGGCCACAGUUUAUAUUGCUUUUUAAAUCGGCUUGUUCCUUCUCACUCAUGACGGAUUCAGUAGCUGAUCGCGCUGUAUAAUAUAAACAAUGCCUUUGCUCGUAAAGGAAUUGUUAAACAAUAGACUAAGGUAUAAACCAAAAAAUAUAACCUUAGAAAAUUUCAAUUAUACACACAGUGUAAUAACACACAAUCAGUAUCGUGUUCAGAGUGGAAAUUGUCAGUGUCAGAUGACAAUUGUCAAGUUGAUAUAAAAAGAUAAUGUAAAAAUAUUACUGUCAGAUUGGUGAAAUAGGAAGCUGGGUUGGUACUAUUAGAAAAACUUUACUUAGGUUUUGUCAAUUAAUUAUCUUUAUGUGAAAAAUGUACUUAAUGUUCUAUAUAUAUAUACGAGCCCAAAUGCAAAAGAGUUCGACUAUUAACAUUUUUAUAGUGGAUAGAUUUUUAGACUAGAAAUAUCGAGUUCAGUAAAUAAUUAAAGCAAUAAAUAAACACUGUUAAAUAUUAUAAAAAUAAUGUAUUUUUAUUCGUAUAUGGACAACAGUACAUAUUAUGGUUAUUUGCUGUAAAAAACACAUUUAUGUACUUAAGCUGUCGAAGCAAAAUAAUUCGUCUGCUAGUAAAUCGGUGCAAAAAAGUUCGUCUACCACUGGGUAGAGUCGCCUUUCCUCUUGUAGACGGCUUCAAUUCUUUGUGGCAUGGUGUCCACUAACGCGGCACAUUCCGCAGAGGAUAUUGCUGUGGCCCUAGUGAAAAAGGGUACAAGUCUCUGGCAGCGCAGGUGUAAAGGGGUGUAAGUUCCACGUAAUACUUAUGCCCUUAUACACCUAAACUGCCAGAGACUUGUACCUUUUUUCACUAGGGCCACAGAUUGAAUCCCACACUGCGGUUAUCUUGUUCUUUAAAUCUUCCUUCGACUGCGGGAUCCUUACGCAGUUUCUUUUUCAUCUUCCACCACAACGUCUCGAUCGGAGACAAAUCUGGGCUGCUAGGUGGCCAAUUCUCCAGUGUAGGGAUAUUGUGGUUCUUUAACUAAGCCUUCGUGCUCUUGGCAGUGUGACAAGAAGCACCAUCUUGCUGGAAAACAUACUUAUUCUCAUAUUGUAAACUGGGAAUUGAAGGCAAUAAGCUGGUCUUUAAGAUUUCUUGGUACUUAGGAGCAUUCACAGUGCCCUCAAUAAACUGCAGCCUACCCACACCUUGAGCUGACAUACACCCCCAGAUCAUGAGUGAGGCAGGAAACUUGACUUUUCUCUUUAGGCAGUCUUUAUUGCGAACAAUUUUUUUGCGUUCGUCGCCAAGCCACUUCAAACUUCGAUUCAUCGCUCCAUAUUAUGGAUCGCCACUGAUCAACAGUCUAGUUUCGACGAGCUAAAGCGAAUAUUCGCCUCUUCUUUUUCUGAAGUUCAGUAAGUAAAGGUUUUUCUUUCGCCGUAUAGAAUCCGUAUCCCAUUCUUUUCAUGACUCGAUUGCAUGUAUCGACAGACACAUCUUUAUUGAUCAUUUCUCGCCAUCGCACGGUAAGUUCUCCUGCCCGAGCACGUUGAUUUUGCUUAAUGAUCUUUUUUAAAACUCCGUUUUCGGCUGGUGUUGUGAUGCGUGGGCGACCAGUUUUCUUCAAGCUUGAUAUACGUCCAGUUUUCUUAUAAUGCUGGAUAAUAGAAUGUAUAGUAGAUCUUGGUAAAUGAAGGUCUUGAACUAUUUUAUGCACAGAUUUUCCUGAUUUACUGCUUGAAAUUAUAAUUUCUCGAACGUCUUGCGAAAUUGGUUUACCGCGACCCAUAUUGAAAAUGAACACUUGAUAAAUAAUACGAAAUUGAGAAAAAUUGUCUUUUUAUAGCCAAAGUGACAUUUUCAGAAUAUCGAACAAUUCUAUUUUCAAACAGAUUUAUUUUUAAAUUUAUUCUAAAAGUGCUAAUUGCUUACUUGACGAACAAUUUUGCACCGAUUAGUGUGAAACGAACUUUUUUGCUUGUGGUUCGUGAAAAAAGGAAUGACUAAUUCUCUUGCUAUGUAAAAUAUCGGCUCGAUAUCAAUAUAUAAAGAAAAACUACGUUUGUUAACAUUGGCACCAAUGCUAAAAUAUAUUUUGAAAUAUUAACACUGCAGCGGUAAUCAAAGAUUUAAAAAAAAGUCGUCGCUUUGAAAGUGACUAGACGAACUCUUGCAUUUGGGCUCGUGUGUAGACAAAUACCAAUAGAGCGUUAAAUAGCUUUUCGGUGUUGCGUUUGUAUCAUAAAAAAUAAAGAUCCAAGACCUCCUUUCUUAAUAGUAAACCAAUCACAGCUUAAAAAAGAUGGCUGACGUAAUGGACGUGCGAAACUGACGAUAUUUUAACAGCUUUGCGAUUCCCUGCACGCCUCAAGCUUGUGCCUGUAUGGGAGGACAUUACGAGCCAUAUUUGGACUGGAAAACUAAAAAUGACCCUUUUUCUGAAGGAUAUUUAAGCCUUUUUAAUAUUGAAGCAUUUAAAUUGGUUCCUUCUAAUUUAUGGUCAUUCUUCGCUCGGUAUCUACCGUAACUCUCAGAAAACGGAGAAUCGAAUUAGAAACAAAUCAGUUUACCGUUCAUGGUUCUUUUGGAGACUACACACUGGGGCUCGAACACUGAUCAUUUUGUUUCUUGUCAAAUCUAAAAUGAAGAAAAUUGUUGAAAAUAGUGAAUAUUUCAUUUUAAUAUAUUAAUUUCCCUAUUAUUUGACGCAUUAGUAGUUGACACCAUUUGUGAUUUACACGCUAUAUUAGCUGCACCAACGAAAACCUAAUUGACCAUUUUAAAACCCAUAAUAAUAUUUUUGGGUCAAGAUGGUCACUUAAAAGUCAGUGGUUCACGGUGACACGAUGUUUUUGCACUACUAAGAAAAAUUAUGCAUACCAUUCCAUUUACAAUGGAAAAGAGAUGCAACUCCAAAAUAAUAGUUUUCAUGAUGUGUGGUCUCCUGUCCGGGCACUGGCUUAGCUUUGUCCCUUUCUGAGAACUGUCAUAAGCUAGUCGUUUUUAUUGGCGUUAUGCUAUCCUUUUGUUAACUGUACCUAUUAUGAAAUAGACAAUAACCUCAUGUAAUUCAAAUAUCGAGUGCAAAACAAGUAUGUACUUGUCGAUAUUUGGAAUUAAAUAAAAUUUAAUGAAAUUAAAACUAUAAAGUUCGAUUGUUUAUUUGGGGUCACAUUUCCACAUUGCCAGAAUUGUCACUGCCAGUUUAUUGUCAGAUUGAUCGUUACAUUUACUACUAGGUUUUCUUGUCAGAAAGGGAAUAUUUGUGUAACUGGUUGUUUCUUUAUUAGCCUCAAAUGCAUCAAUAUUCAAGUAAGGUUAUUGUCUAUGUUUACUUCACUUACAUCGACUUAAAUGUGUUAUUAGAUUCAAUAAAUGUUCACUAUUCAAAUAUUAUAUUAUAAAAUAAAAAACAUAAUUUUAUUUAUGACCAUUGAAUUAAAUCUUUAAAAUGAAUUUAAAAAUUUCUUGAUUGUGACAUGGGUUGUUGAAAAAUAUGUAUACUGUCCGAAAAAAUAUAGGAGUUUACGUAUCGUAUUUAACGUUAAAGUUUAAAUUUUGGUGCUUGCCACAUCACACCAAAAGAUUAGAUACGAUUUUAAAUAAAAAUAGUUUCUAGGUUAAAUUUAGCCUCUAAAGGUUUCCGGAUUUGACUAGUCAAGUAAAAAUUAAAAUUUAAUUGUAAUUAAUAUAUUAGUCUUCGUUAGCUGUUCUUUAACGCCAUACUGCCUUGAAGUGACGGAGGAUCGAAUGUGAAUCAUUGGUAACCGUGUCGGCCAACUGAGCAAUGUCUUAGAUAAUUUUUAAAUUGUUAAACUAUGGGGUUACUUUCAUUAAAUAAAUUUACUGUAAGUAAAAGUUUGGAAUAAUUGUUGGUUAGAUAAUGGUAUUUGCUAUGACGCUUGGCUACGUCGGUUAUUGAAGAGGUCAAUUAUAUACUGUAUCAAACAUGAAUCAAUAGAGAUUCCAUCCGAAUAAGCCAAAAAAAUGUCAUCUUAAAACAAAUAAGUUGAAUUUAGCUCAGUAAAUAAAUGUCACUAAAACCAAUUUGUCAUCAUAAACCCUAAUAUUAGUAAUUUAAUAGAAACGUUAUACAAACGACAAAUAUUGAAACAGCGCCAUCAAUACUCGACGUAGUCAAACGUUUGUUUAAAUCAAGUCAAUAUUGGCAUUAGAAAUACGAAGUAGACGUAAUUGAAGGCCAUUUUUAAAACUUUAGUCUUAACCCGUUAUCCUACUGGCGUAUAAAGAAUAAUUAAAAGUUAAAACCUCGAAUUUAAGUAUUGGUUAAUUAGUCAAUUGUUAAACUUGACGUUUCGCGACAAACGGAUCAAAUAUUUCAUGUAACAACUAUUUGCUACUUUUAGUCAAAUUAAAUGUUUGAUAUUGCGCUGUGAAAUUGAUAGUCUAUGAAUCCGUGAACGCUCAUGUCAAUUGUUCUUGCUUAGGCUAAAUUUUAAUCCAGCUUCAUUUUGUUGUUAAAUAAAAUCUGUCCAAUUUACUUCAAAGGAUUUAAAAAUAUAUUUAUAUUGAAAU
This is a messenger RNA of Cydia pomonella (codling moth), 12172 nucleotides long. RefSeq lists its product as uncharacterized. Gene Ontology annotation, cellular component: plasma membrane; nucleus. The transcript is spliced from 32 exons. Gene Ontology annotation, molecular function: guanyl-nucleotide exchange factor activity; protein binding. The record is from RefSeq and is a predicted model, not a curated record. Gene Ontology annotation, biological process: signal transduction. Bases 182 to 7609 code for a protein of 2475 amino acids. Lineage: Eukaryota; Metazoa; Arthropoda; Insecta; Lepidoptera; Tortricidae.